UUUCUUAAACCGAAACCAUUGUUUUCAUUCAUGUAAUGUUGAACAUAGUAGUUCCCCUCCCCCUCUUGGCCUGGUUUUGCUGCUCCUCAUGUUACCGCCCUACCUGUUAUUCAAGAUUCUUCGCUACAUCGUAAGAUCAAUUUUUAGUGAGAAAGUAGCAGGAAAAGUAGUACUAAUCACUGAAGCCUCCUCUGGCAUAGGCGAGCAUCUAGCAUAUUAGUAUGGUAGAAGAGGAGCGCGUCUAGCACUUGUUGCCAAAUUGCUUGGAUCCCCUGAUGUCAUCACCAUCCAUACAGAUGUUUCAGUUUACCAAGAUUGUAAACCAUUUGACUCAACAAUCAACCACUUCGGACAAUGAGCAAAGCAGCAGUGAUAAGCUUAUAUGAGACUCUGAGCACUGAAUAGGGAAGAGACAUAGGGAUAACUAUAGUCACUCCAGGGCUGAUUGAGUCAGAAAUGUCGCAAGGGAAGGUCCUAUCCAUGGAAGGCAAGAUGGUUUUUGAUCAACUAAUAAGAGAUGGUUUUACUCUCUUCGCAAUUCAUUCUCUACAUUCCCCCCCCCCCCCUCUCUCAAGUCUCAACCAUGUCUUCCGGAACCCUAGAAAACGAGAAACCUCAAGUGGAAGAAGAACAAGCCCAAGCUGAAGACAACCACACCAAGCAAGAAGAUAAUUCGGAGAUGAAAGACGACGAUGACAGAGGCGAAGAGGAAAGGGAUCAGGUAGAACAAGAAAAGGAUGUGGAGAAAGAGGAAGAAAAAGAAGAAGAAGAAGAAGAGAAGGAGGAGGACCGUGACGAGGUGAAGUCAAAAAAGUCAACGAAAGAAAGCGGUUACGCUACUCCAGGAAGUGAGAGACCAACUAGGGAGAGGAAAACGGUGGAGAGGUACACUGUUUCUUCGCCCGACAAGUUUCCCAGAUCUUCUUCCAUCAAAGCUCUGUCAAUUGAAAAGGGCAACGGUACGCAGCUCAAGGACAUUCCUAAUGUGGCUUUCAAGUUAUCAAAGAGAAAAGCUGAUGACAACCUGCAUGCACUUCAUAGUAUAUUGUUUGGGAAAAAAGCAAAGGUACAUCAUCUAAAGAGAAAUAUAGGUCUGUUUUCUGGCUAUGUGUGGACUGAGAAUGAGCAGGAAAAACAGAGGGUGAAGAUAAAGGAGAAGAUUGACAAAUGUGUGAAAGAAAAGUUGGUGGACUUCUGUAAUGUGCUUAAUAUUCCGAUAAAUAAGACCAGUAAGAAGAAGGAGGAACUGUCUGCAAAGUUGUUGCAAUUUUUGGAGUCCCCACAUGCUACAACUGAUGUUCUGCUUGCUGAUAAGGAAAAGAAAGGCAAAAAGCGAGCCAGAAAGCAAACCCCAAGCAAAUCUUCUGGGGAAGGAUCCAAAACAUCUGCCAAGAAGCAAAAGCAAAAUUCACAAGUUGGGAAAAACCAAAAGCAGUCUUCUGACAUUGAGGACAGUGAUGCAGCUGAACCUUCAGAUGCAAAAGUUGAUUCUCAGGAAGAUGAUGAUUCAAGUCAAAAAAGUGAAAGUGAUAAUGAGGAAAGCAUAUCAGAGAAAGAGGAAGAUAAAGAAAAGGCUCACAAACGUACUUCAAAAAAGAUUCUGAAGGAGGAUCAAACCACACCUGUAAAGAAGACCACUGUUGUAAAGACUGCCAAGAGCAAUGAAAGAGCUCCUGAAAAAUCUUCUUCAAAAAGGGCUGUUACUGACAGUACUUCUAAGUCCAAGCAAUCUGCUUCCAAGAAACAGAAAACAAUGAAGGAAAACCAGAACUCUAUAGGGAAGGAUGCAAACCAAAAACAAGCUGACAAGUCUUCGAAGGCUUUAGUGAAGGAUCAAGGCAAAGGUAAAAGUAGUGAGAAGGCAAAAGCAGAACCUAGUAAGGUGGAGAUGCAUCGAGUGGCUGUUGAUAUUUUGAAGGAAGUAGAUUUCAAUAAGGCAACUUUAUCUGAUAUCCUCAGGCAACUUGGUACUCACUUUGAUGUGGAUUUAAUGCAUAGAAAAGCAGAGGUGAAGGAUAUAAUUACAGAUGUAAUUAAUAACAUGUCUGAUGACGAUGGAGAGGAAGCAGAAAAUGUUGGGGAUGAUGAUGAAGAUGAUGCAUGAUUGUAGAAUUAUUUAUUUAUGGGUAAAUAAGCUUAGGCCAUUGCAGAAAUUAGAUGCUUGUGGUUCAUUCCACAGCUAUAUUUUUCUCACCUUGAUUCUUGCUAUAAUAGGUUUCAAUGGAUAUUUGGUUUGAGUUGUGAUCUUUUUCCAUGAUAGGUAUUCUCAACUUGGUUGUAUUUCCUAUUAGAUUUUAACUCGUUUCUCUGUAUUAUUAUUGUGACCUUAAUUUUAUUUCUUAUACUGAAUAGGUUUAUAUUCACCUGCCUGUAAACAAUAUUGCCAUUUAGAUCAGCAUGUAUUUUUUCAACAGCUA
Molecule: messenger RNA, 2417 nt
Organism: Glycine soja
Lineage: Eukaryota; Viridiplantae; Streptophyta; Magnoliopsida; Fabales; Fabaceae
Product: protein DEK-like
Exons: 14
Coding region: 518-2104 (528 amino acids)
Biological process (GO): regulation of double-strand break repair; chromatin organization
Cellular component (GO): nucleus
Molecular function (GO): DNA binding; histone binding
Source: RefSeq, a predicted model, not a curated record